CGUACCGCUUCCAACGAUUGGUCUAUCCAAGUGAUUAGCGAUGGGUGAGAGGUUACAAGAUAGCUUAGCCGAGCAGCUGUGUUUUCUGAUGAAACUCUCGCUAUAGAUAUUACUGUCAUUAUAGUCGAUUCCGCCGCACCAAACGUACAUAUAUUUGGCGUCAUAACCUGCAAGAUAUUAGUAACAAAUCGUUUGCAAAGGCCGUUGAUGGCUAGCAACACCGGACACCUUUUUGUUUAGCUAGCCAGGUAGCUAGCUAGUUAGCAUGCUAAAUAUCCCUAUACUGUACUGUAGCUUAAAUUGUCAGCUGAUGUAUGCUAGCUCGAUGAGCCAUUCAGUUAUUGGAAUCUGAUCCUGAAGCUACAUUUUGUGUAUGAGUGUCCGUAAAUAUUCAUUUUCAUGGACCUUGGUUAGGUAGCCAGCCGGUGAAUGCGUGUCACUCUUUUUAACUCAAACUGGGACUACACACUGGAACUGAAUGUUUUGUGAUAGAAAUACCAUCAGUUAACUAACCGCUGGUAGUCACCUGGCUGAAAUGGAUUUUAAAGGUUCGAAUACGACAAGACUGCUUUGGCUUCUGAUUAUUUUCUCCAUAGUCGUUUCAAAAGUAGUGACAGCUGAUGAAGAGGCCGAAGGCAAUGACACUCCAGAGCUAAAGUCCUACCAUGACCCAAGCUCUGAUGAAGAUGACGUUCCCGUGGGGUCAAGAAUUGUAGCAGGCAUGGUGACGUCCCCCAGCAAGGCCUCUCAGCCCGAAGUAGAGACGAAGCCUGACAGUGGGGCUGAAGACGGCCUUCUAGAAGGGGAGGAGAAGGAAGACCUGCCCACCCAGCCUCCUCCUAUCGAACAGAAGCCUAAAGAAAUUCCAGUUGUGGUUGGGGGCACAGCCAAUGGAGAGCCCUGCCUCUUCCCCUUCCUCUUCCAGGGUAACGACUACAUGGACUGUACCACAGAGGGCCGGGAGGACGGUCGACUGUGGUGCGCCACCACUUACGAUUAUGACAGGGACAAGAGAUGGGGCUUCUGUGAAACUGAGGAGCAGGCAGAGCUGAGGCGCCAGGCGGAGGAAGCAGAAGAACAGUACCAGGCAGCCCUGCGCAUGAUCAACUCCACCACCAGGAAGAGCCAGAAGAAAGAAUUGUACGAGAAGCUUCUGAAGGUGGCUGCGAAGGGCCACCACAAAGCCAUGGAGAAGGUGGCCCACGCCAUGCUGUUUGGAGACUACCUGCCCCAGGACAUCCCCAAAGCCAAGGAGCUGUUUGAGAAGCUGGCGCUGGAGGGCUUCCCAAAGUCUCAGACGGCACUUGGCUUCCUGUAUGCUGCGGGGUUAGGAGUGAACUCGAGCCAAGCCAAGGCGUUGGUUUACUAUACUUUUGGGGCCUUGGGUGGCAACCUGGUAGCCCACAUGAUUCUGGGGUACCGAUACUGGGGAGGCGUGGGUGUGCCUCAGAGCUGCGAAUCAGCGUUGACACAUUACCGCCUGGUGGCCAAUAACGUGGCCAGCGACGUGUCCCUGACGGGGGGCAGCGCGGUCCAGAGGGUGCGGCUGCUGGACGAGGUGGAGAACCCCGGCUCCACCAGCGGCAUGCUGGAGGAGGACCUCAUCCAGUACUACCAGUUCCUGGCAGAGAAGGGCGACGUCCAGGCCCAGGUGGGACUGGGCCAGCUCCACCUGCAUGGGGGCCGCGGGGUGGAGCAGAAUCACCAGCGGGCCUACGACUACUUCAACCAGGCGGCGAACGCGGGGAACACUCACGCCAUGGCCUUCCUGGGGAAGAUGUACUCUGAGGGCAGCGAGUUUGUGCCCCAGAACAACGAAACGGCGCUGCAGUACUUCAAGAAGGCCUCAGAUCUGGGGAAUCCUGUUGGGCAGAGUGGGCUGGGCAUGGCGUACCUGUACGGUAGAGGUGUCCCUGUGAACUACGACCUAGCUCUGAAGUACUUCCAGAAGGCAGCGGAGCAGGGCUGGGUGGACGGCCAGCUUCAGCUUGGCACCAUGUACUACAACGGCAUCGGGGUGAAGCGCGACUACAAACAGGCCCUCAAGUUCUUCAACCUGGCGUCGCAGGCGGGCCACAUCCUGGCCAUCUACAACCUGGCCCAGAUGCACGCCACGGGCACCGGAGUCCUGCGCUCCUGCCACACCGCCGUGGAGUUCUUCAAGAGCGUGUGCGAGCGCGGCCGCUGGUCGGAGAGGCUCAUGGCGGCCUACAGCAGCUUCAAAGACGGCGACAUGGACGCGGCGCUCGUGCAGUACCUGCUGCUGGCCGAGCAAGGCUUCGAGGUCGCCCAGAGCAACGUGGCCUUCAUCCUGGACCAGACAGAAGAGGCGCGCAUCUUCAGCGAGAACGAGACCUACCCCCGAGCCCUCCUCCAAUGGACCAGGGCUGCAGCGCAGGGCUACACCGUGGCUAGGAUCAAGAUGGGGGACUACCACUUCUAUGGCUACGGGACGGAUGUGGACUACGAGACGGCUGUGAUCCACUACAGGCUGGCCUCGGAGCAGCAGCAUGGCGCCCAGGCCCUGUUCAACCUGGGCUACAUGCAUGAGAAAGGCCUGGGGAUCAAACAGGACAUCCAUCUAGCCAAGCGCUUCUACGACAUGGCUGCCGAGGCCAGCCCCGAUGCCCAGGUGCCCGUCUUCCUGGCCCUGUGCAAGCUGGCUCUGGUAUACACCCUGCAGUACAUACAGGACCUCAACGUAAACGAGCUCAUCACCCAGGUGGAUCUGGACCAGCUCCUCGGCCCAGAAUGGGACCUCUACCUCAUGACUGUCAUCGCCCUGCUGCUGGGCACAGUCAUCGCGUACCGCCAAAGGCAGCACCAGGCUGUGCUGCCCCCCAGGCCCCCCCCUACCCCAGCCCCGGCACCCCACGCCAGGCCAACCGAAGAGCAGGUGCAGCCUCAACCCGAAACCCCGGCUCAGCCCGAGCCCCAAGACCAGGAACAGGCCGCGGCAGACGCCGAGCCAGAACAGCAACAGUGAGAGCCGGAUUGGAGAACAAGAGGGAGAGAGAGAGAGAGAGAGAGAGAGAGAGAGAGAGAGAGAGAGAGAGAGAGAGAGAAGGAGAGGAGGGUAUUGGGUAUUGAAAGACAAUGAUGUGCCCAAGACCAUUAUCUCCUAAACAGGGGGGGAAAAAAACAGGGAAGCUACCAGCUAAAUAGCUACGAGGCUAGCUAGCUGGUAUGUUGAGCAUAACUGCCUACCCACUCUCUCCUGUCCUGCAUGCAGAAAAGACAAUUUACUCUACUCACCCCCCUCCCAAUUUUCUGACCUAUGUGUGAAGGAAAAGGAUAAGGGGAGGUCUGUUGACAGUUAUAGAGAAUUGAAGUUCAAUAGAGGACAAUGCAGACUGGGGACUUCUUGGUUUGUGACUCAGGGUACCGUCAGAGGAAUUUCUCGUCUCAUCUAAGGAAUUUGCCACGGGGUUGCCACAUUGAAGAUGAUUUUGAAAAUUCAUUGUUUUACCUGCAAAUGAAACAACAAACGCUAUGGGAUCUAGUAGUUGGUCUGUGUUCAGAUCCAUUUCUUUUGUUUUGUAUUUUUUGCUAUUUUGUUUGACUUUUUGAUUUUGACUGGCACGUGUUUAGGCUGUCUUGUUAGCUAUGCUUCCAAUUUUUAUUUACAGUAAAGAAUAACUAAGACCAAUAACAUUUUGCAUCAAGAAACUGAAACAACAGUCCAGAUAUGAAGACAGUUUGUUGGCGUUGACUAAAAUGAGCAUCUCUAUGCUAUAUGGCAAUGGAAAAGUUAUGAUAUUUAAUUAAUUCUGGUCAUAAACAUAAUUCCUAAUCAAGCCAAGCUGAUUAUUUUGCUUGUUUUCAUCUGAUUGUUUGUUUCCAAACGAAUUUUAUAUUAGCUGCUUUCUUAACGUUUUCCUUAAAUGUUUUCCUGAAACACAAACAUGAGUUGAUGACUAUGCUGUGUUUAUAACCUGCUAACAGGUUGCUUAUGAGUCUCCAAAUAUUAAUAGUAAUAAUCUCAAACAUUGUUGGUAUAAGAAUACUUUUUUGAACAGUGCAACUUGUUUGUAGAGAGCAAAUCCAGGUCCCUUCAAGGACCCCAUAGCCUGCUAAUCUGACACACCUUAAACGGUGCAUACCUGAGUUGUUAGCGACCACACCUGGAAUUGGAAAUUGAUUUACUAACAGAUCAGUGAGCUAAACAUAGCUAUUGGGAUAAACUGUAGUCCUCUGAUUGGAGUUGUUAGUAAUUUGUUCAUUCACAGCCCAAACAGUGCAAAAUAAAUGUUUGUUCAACAAAUCUUUGAGUCUCAACACUGUGUACCUCGGUUUGGUAUCCCAGUGGAGCUUCAUGUCCUGUCAAAGUAAAUAAAUGAAAUAGGAGGUCCAAGAGUUGACGACAGCAGGAAGGGUUGAGUCAGUUAGGAUGUAUGUACCACUAAGAGUUUGGCCCUGGAUCAAUCGAGAUCUAGAUCUUCGAUGACAAUUUUAAUUAUUGUCUCAGAAAUAAUUAGAGCAUGGACGAAAAUCCAUGGUGUUGUGUCAUAUAAAGCACAAACGCAGACACACGCCUCGCCUAAAUGAGAGGCCGUCACGGUUUUCAGUUUGACUUUGUGUUCCGUUUUGGUUACAUUUUAAUUGUGUCCAGAACUUGCGUUCAGUCACUGCUUGUCAGAAGUUGGAUAUCUUAAACAUUAGUCAGUAGUUCAGAUGUCUAUGUAUUUGGUGGAAGGUGGGAAAUUAAAUCGAUUUGAAAUUGAAACAGAAAUGGACGUUCAUCAAACAUAAUAAAAAUGUUUGAAUUUGAAAGAUAUUGAUUAUCCCAUAGCUCUGACCAUCUUUCCUUUAGAGAUGCUUUGGAGGGCAUUCUUGACUUUCAUGUUGUACAGAGGAAGAUGCAAUUGUUUAUAGCAAUAUACCCAUGGGAAGUCAACAUGUAAAGAAACAUACAAUCUUUUCAAUACUAUGUGUAGCUGUUUUUUUUGUUUUACGGUUCUAAGAAAACCUGCCCAUUCAAUAUAAGAAUGAUGAGGAUUUAACUCCAUACUCUUUUUCUGUCUUUGAUGAAACACUGGUCAAAGUUGUCUGAAAUACUGCAUUUUUACCAUUGCGAUGUCAAUAGUUUAUUAAAUAAAUUCAUAAAGUGGUC
Hypomesus transpacificus is the source of this 5113-nucleotide messenger RNA. It is a transcript of the gene sel1l, whose product is annotated as SEL1L adaptor subunit of ERAD E3 ubiquitin ligase. Gene Ontology annotation, molecular function: protein binding. Gene Ontology annotation, cellular component: endoplasmic reticulum membrane. NCBI's taxonomy places the organism in Eukaryota, Metazoa, Chordata, Actinopteri, Osmeriformes, Osmeridae. The record is from RefSeq and is a predicted model, not a curated record. Gene Ontology annotation, biological process: ERAD pathway. The transcript has 21 exons. The coding region runs from base 536 to 2986 and encodes 816 amino acids.